GGGCACGGCGCUGCCUGCGCGACGCCGCCGCCCCGCACGCAGCCGGAGCCGGGACCGGGACCGGGACCGUGACCGGAUCGUGACCGAACCGUAACGGGUGCCGACGGUCCCGGCGGCUCAAAGCCGGCCUGGCCAUGACCGCGGAGGAGAAGAGGAGCCUGCAGUGCUACAGGCGGUACAUCGAGAGGAGCCUGAACCCCGUCUACAUCCUGAGCAACAUGUCGGACUGGCUGUCGGACGAGAUGAAGGAGAGAGUCCGGAAGGAGGAGGAGAAGGGGGUGACGGCGGCCGCCGCGCUGUUUCUGGACAUCAUCCUGCAGCUGGAGGCGGAGGGCUGGCUCCGGGGCUUUCUGGACGCCCUGGCUGCAGCAGGUUAUACUGGGCUAGCAGAAGCGAUUGAAAACUGGGACUUCAGCAAACUGGAAAAACUGGAGUUGUACAGGCAGCUGUUGAAGCGGAUAGAAGCAACAAUGCUGGAAGUUGAUCCAGUAGCACUCAUGCCCUACAUGAACAGCUGCCUGAUAGAAAGGGAGUGUGAUGAGAUCCUGCAGAUUAGUGAAUACAGAAGCAAAGCAGCUGGGAUAACUAAACUCAUUGAAUGCCUCUGUCGAUCGGACAAGGAAAACUGGCCGAAAAGCCUUCAGCUGGCACUAGAUAACACAGGAUACUACAAUGCAAGUGAACUGUGGGGCAUUAGAGAAGAUCGUGGCAAAGAUGUUGACGGUGAAAUGGCAGACGCCUCUGAAAGCAGCUUUGAAAUCAGGAUGACAUUUUCUGAAGAAGCAGAAUGUGACAAUAACCUCAGUGAAAAUGUCAGUUCAGCUUCAGGGACCUAUCAGUCUUCAGCUGUUUAUGAACCAAAGGAGGCUCGGAGCUACCAGAUUGAACUUGCACAGCCUGCUAUCAAUGGGAAGAACACAUUGAUAUGUGCUCCCACAGGAUCUGGAAAAACUUUUGUGGCGAUUCUGAUUUGUGAACACCAUUUCCAAAACAUGCCCACAGGACAAAAGGCGAAAGUUGUCUUUCUUGCAACUAAAGUGCCAGUGUAUGAACAACAGAAAAAUGUGUUCAAACAGCAUUUUGGAAGAAGUGGAUAUUCUGUUCAAGGAAUUUGUGGUGAAAUAGUUGCAAAUGUCUCUGUAGAAAAGGUUAUACAGGACAGCGACAUCAUUGUGCUAACACCUCAGAUUCUUGUGAAUACCAUCAAGAAAGGAACGCUUAGCUCCCUCUCCAUCUUCACUCUGAUGAUAUUUGAUGAAUGCCACAACACUACGGGCAACCACCCUUACAAUGUGUUAAUGACCAAAUACCUGGAACAAAAAUUUGACUCCUCUGCAAACCAGCUGCCACAGAUUGUAGGUUUAACUGCUUCUGUUGGAGUUGGUAAUGCCAAGGACAUCACUACAACUGAAGAGCACAUCUGUACCCUCUGCUCCUACCUUGACAUACAGGCCAUUUCCACUGUCAGAGAGAACAAAGAGGAACUGCAGCGAUUCAUAAACAAACCAGAGACAGAUGUCAGACUGGUUAGAAUGCGACUUCAGAAUCACUUUGCAGACAUUAUUUCAGGUCUCAUGUCUGAGACAGAGGCAAGGAUGAGGGAGAUCUACUCACUGGAUGAUAUCUCUCAAAUGAACAAGAAUGAUUUUGGAACGCAGAAAUAUGAACACUGGAUAGUUACCACACAGAAGAAAUACAGACUGUUGCAGCUGGCAGACAAGGAGAAGGAGAGCAGCAUUUGCAGAGACAUUUUCAUCUGCACUGAGCACCUGCGUAAAUUCAAUGAUGCUCUCAUCAUCAGUGAAGAUGCCCGUAUUGAAGAUGCUUUAGCCUACCUAACUGAAUUUUUCACAAAUGUCAAAAACGGACCAUUUACAGAAUUAGAGAAGCAGCUGACAGCCAGAUUUCAAGAGAAAGAACCAGAACUGACUGCCCUUUCAAAGGAUCAAUCAAAUGAGAAUCCCAAGCUGGAAGAGCUUGCUGCCAUCCUGGAUGAAGCAUACCGCUACAACCCACAGACUCGCACUCUUCUCUUUGUUAAGACAAGAGCCUUAGUAGCUGCUUUGAAGAAGUGGAUGAAAGCAAACCCUCUGCUUAGCCACAUAAAGCCAGAUGUGUUGAUGGGUCAUGGAGGAAGAGAUCACAAAACAGGUAUGACCCUCCCAAUGCAGAAGGCUGCACUGGAUGCAUUCAAAACGGACCAGGACAGCAGACUGCUAAUUGCUACAUCUGUUGCUGAUGAAGGCAUCGAUAUUUCUGAGUGCAACCUUGUUGUGCUCUAUGAAUACGACGGUAACCUCACCAAAAUGAUCCAAGUCAGAGGUCGUGGAAGGGCAAGAGACAGCAAGUGCAUCCUUGUGACGAGCAGAGCAGACGUGGUUGAGAAUGAGAAACAUAACUGUUAUAAAGAAGAAAUGAUGAACGAAGCUAUUGAAAACCUACAGAAUUGGGAUGAAACAAUAUUCGCAAGAAAGAUACAAGAGCUGCAAAUGAAGGAAAAUGUAUUACGAGAUUCCAGGAAGAAAGAAACAAGACCUAAGGGAGCGGAAGGGAAAAAAAAUCUUCUGUGUGGAAAAUGCAAAGCAUAUGCCUGCAGUACAGAUGACAUCAGAGUUAUAAAGGAAUCUCAUCACACUGUCAUAGAAGAUGCGUUCAAGGAGCGUUAUAUGACAAAGCCUCACAAGAAGCCAGUCUGUUUUGAUUGUUUUGAGAAAAGGAGCAAAAUGUAUUGCCAAAAUGCUGACUGCCACCAUGACUGGGGAAUCACAGUGAAGUACAAGACGUUUGACAAUCUACCCGUGAUCAAAAUCAAAAGCUUUGUAGUAGAGGAUGUUGAAACCAGGACACAAAUGGAUUUUCAGAAAUGGAAACUUAUUAAUCUCUCUUGGAAGAAUUUUGAUGAUGAAGAAACAUCCAGCUAAACUCAGCAUUUUAGUGCAUGUAUCACCCUACUGCACUAAAUAGCAGAUGUUUCCAUGUAUUAAAAAGCUAUUUUUCUUUGUGCUGCCUGACAUGUUAGGCCUGCCUCAUCCAGCAUCUGGCUAGAUUAAAAAAGGCCAGUAGGGCCACUACAAGAAAUCUGCCACAUAAUGAAACAUUUCACUAGACUUUUUAAUAUAAGCAUGGUCAAACAUGCUCCUAAGCAUCUAUAUCCUAAUCUUUGCUGCUACGAUAAAGUUGGUCUGAAAAAACAAAAUCAAGUUGAAUGACUAACAAAACAUCUAGUUUUAGGUGAUAGGCCACAACAUCAAGCAUUUCUGUCCCAAUCAGAAUCCUCUUUGUUACCAGUAACUUCUGGUUGCAGACAAAAUGGCUUAUGCAUGAGACAUUUAAAGCACUAUUUUAGCUACUUUUAAAGCUUUUCAAAAAUUACUUUUAAUGCUCUAGGCGUUUUUGGUAUACAGAAAAUUAAGAGAAAAUGUCCUGUAACUUUUCUGUAAGGAAGAUGUGGCAUCUUUUAAAUCCAUCUUUAAUAGAGAACACUUCUGCAACAGUCUGAGAAAAGCAGUAGGGCUUCACAGACACUUCCUGGAGGAGGCAUCUUCUGCAUUGAAAUGGUAGCAGUUUUCUUCUAUCAUUGGACAUUUGUCAUGUUGCAGUUCCAGCACUUUCAGAAUGGACACCUUUCUAUGUGUUGCUUAACUGAACAAGCCCCAAGCGGGACAGGCAGUGCCCUGUGAGAUAGAUGAAGGUUCAAUUUAGAUGGUGAUUAGCAUUUACCCUGAUGUCUUGUCUCGGGAAUUGGCAUCUGAAAUUUCUUAAGAUGCAAAUAUUCAUUCUGCAGAGUUCUUGUCAGGGCUGAUCUAGAACUGGAACAAGUGUCCCUACCCAGAUCCCAGACUUAGGUCAGAAAAAACAGGAAUUGCUACAGACACAGUUAUAAAACAUUGUUAAACCUAUACACUUUAAAGCACUUGUUGAUUGUUCAUCUCUUCACCAAGCUCACUCUUCAAUAUUUCUGUAGCCAGGAUCAAACAUAUUUUCAGUUCACUUUAUGCAUUUCAUAGUGUGGUAAGAUAUGUAUGUGGAAGAAUUAUGUGUUUGAAAAACUUGAACUCUGAAGAAAAUAAAUCACCAUGAACAGGAACCUAACAUGGAGUAAAAAUAUUACUUUAAACUACCUAAACCUUAAUCAGUGAGACUUAUGGUGUUCCUUUAAACUACGGCAUUAAAAGCAAAACAACUUCAUGUCCCAUCCUGGUCCCUGCCUUUUACGGUGAGAGCUGUCCGUACUGUACAGGAAGCCUGAAUAUCAGUCCUACAGUAACUUACUCUGUGCUUACUUUUUUACCUAGUAAAUUUGCUGUUCUAAUAGCUGCUUCCAAAAAUGAAUCAGAGAAGAAUGGAUAAAGAUUAUUUAUGGCUGGAUAAUGCCUCCCCCCAAAAAUAUUAGGAAAAAAUAUUUUUUAAAAGGCUAAUUUAGUACUUUGAAAUUUUUACUGGAAAAAUCACAGCCUUUGAGUAUGAGUUAGCUGUGUGAAAGGGCCAUCUACUUUGGGACUCUGGGCAUAAAAUAUAACCAGUCUGAAGUUUCACAGCUUAUAGUAAUAACUACUGGGAUUUGAGGAGUUUUAGUCUUUCCCUGUUGUUUGAAUGCAAGGUUUUCAGACUAAAACAACUCUGCAGUUGAGCUUAAAUUAGUAUAAUAAAGGCAGAUGAGGUAACACAUUAAUAAGAAUUCAACUUGAUACAACAAGCCUGCCUUCAGUAUGCAGUGGAGAUGGGAGGGUGGGGAAGAACACCAGCACUUGGUCUUUGAGAAUCUUUGCAUUCUUUUUUUGCAAUUGGACCCAAAGUUGCAGAUUUAUUACCAACUAGUGCUCAAGAUUCUCGCCAUAUUGACAGCUCUCUGUUAAGAUGUUUCACAGAAUCAGAGAACAGCUGAUGUUGGGAGUGUCCUCUAGAGGUCAUCUUGUCAUCUACUGCAGUUUGCCCAGGGCCACAUGCAGACAGCAUCUAACCAUCUCCAAGGAUGAAGAUGCAACAACCUCUCGGGAAUCUCUUCCAGUCAGUGCUCCAUCAGCCUCACAGCGAACCGGUGUCUCCCGAUGUUCAGAUGGAACCUCCUGUGUUUCAGUUUGCACCCACUGCCUCUGGUCACAUCACUAGGCAGUACAGAAGAGAGCCUGGCUCCAUCCUCUUUGUGCCUUCCGUCCGGGUAUUUGUACACAAACAGCCUUCACUGGGCUAAACAGACCUGGCUCUCUCAGCUUCUCCUCAUAUGAGAGAUGCUUCAGACCCUGGAACACCUUAGCAGGACUCUACAAGUUUUCACAGAGGAGGUGUUUGUUGGACUAAGCAAGAAUAACCUGUUGCAGGUACAGUGAAAUCUCUAUCCCCUCCUUAUGACUCUUGACUUCUUUCAGAACUACUUUCAUUGUUUUCCAGGUACAGCUGGAGCUGACCGCACUAAAAAUACAUUAGGAGAUUACUUUGAAAUGAUUUCUCUGCUAUGUUCAUUGUUGUGGCAGUUGCUCUAGAAUUAAGAGUAAGAAUUAGUAUGAUAACGUUGUUUAUCUCUGAGUAAGAGGAUAUUUGUUGUCACUGUAAACAGAUUCACGUGGUAUUGUGGAUAUGGCAGUCACUGACUUCAAUGAACACAUUGCUGUAACAAGUGUUUGCUAACUGCCAUAAAAGUUGUUGACACGCAUCUUGAAAUUGUGAUGGAUUGUCUCCUUGAGAUCACAAAACAGAAGGAAGUACAUCACACUGUUAUUCUGUUUGAUCACAAAGGAUUGCCAGUAUCUGACAGUAUUUGUAUUCAUUCUGCCUCAUGCACAUUUUUUAAAGAAAAAAGAAUUAAAAGAUUAGAAGUCAAGACUUGUAUGACUCUUCUCCUACAGAGAAAAUAAAAGAUGUUUAAAGUCAAA
Messenger RNA from Columba livia (rock pigeon), 5870 nucleotides. RefSeq names its product RNA sensor RIG-I (gene RIGI). The transcript has 18 exons. The record is from RefSeq and is a predicted model, not a curated record. Gene Ontology annotation, cellular component: cytoplasm. The coding region runs from base 135 to 2921 and encodes 928 amino acids. Gene Ontology annotation, biological process: cytoplasmic pattern recognition receptor signaling pathway; antiviral innate immune response. Lineage: Eukaryota; Metazoa; Chordata; Aves; Columbiformes; Columbidae. Gene Ontology annotation, molecular function: single-stranded RNA binding; double-stranded RNA binding; zinc ion binding.